AUGUCUCUCCAAUCAGCUCUGAUUGGUUUCCUUAUAUCAAAAUUGUUCCCUACACCAAUUAGCCCUCAAGAAAAUGUCGUCCUACAAACCAUUGCUGUCGCCACGGGCACAAUGCCUCUGGCCGCAGGAUUCGUAGGAAUCCUUCCCGCACUCGGGCUGCUCGACGAAGAGAGGGAUGGCGUACCGCCCUUGUUUCUGUCGGGGAUUAAAGCGAUCGGGUGGUCGUGCGCGGUCGCAUUCUUUGGUGUCUUCCUAUCUCCCCCAAUCCGCAAGCAGGUGAUCAUAGAAGAGCAGCUUGCUUUCCCUUCUGGGACCGCAACCGCUCAACUUAUUUCUGUCCUUCAUCGAAUUCCCCCGCCUGAUACCUCGGUCCGACGGCGUAGAGGCUACCAAGCCAUCGAAGCGGACGAAGAAGCAGAACGGCCUGCCAUUGAGUCCGUUGAUCAUGCGGACAUCACUGACCUUGAUGAGCCGGAAGUGAUAGCGCAGGAAGGAUGGGGAGCUUUGAUUUGGAGCUUUGCGGCGUCUGGUGCCAUGACUUUGGCAGCAUAUUUCUUUCCCGUCGUCUUCUCAGUUCCAUUGUUUGGAAAUUACCUCGCAAGCGAGUGGCUCUGGACUUUCACUCCAAGUCUGUCGUACAUAGGACAAGGUAUCAUCAUGGGCUUUCCAACAACUUUGAGCAUGAACCUCGGUAUGCUGGUCGGCUGGGGCAUCCUAUCUCCACUAUCCAAAUACUCCAGUUGGGCUCCGGGUCCUGUGGGUGAUAUGACCGACGGCGCUCGAGGCUGGAUCCUCUGGAUCUCGCUUGCUAUCAUGUGUGCAGACAGCUUGGUAUCUCUCAUACCAGUCAUCUACGAGGUAUUCUACUCCAAAAUUUGGAAUGGUGCGAUCCGUCUCGGAAGCUCGCCAGAAGUGAUCGACAAAGACGAUCAAGAGAUAGAGAUUCCUGACAGACUGGUGCCUAUGCGAUGGGUCGUUUGGGGUCUCGCUGGGAGCAUCAUUCUCGGGACGCUCCUGGUUUGGAUGGUUUUCGGUAACGAGGGAAUCAAGCCAUGGGCAACAGUCCUUGGUUUCAUCAUGGGCGGUUUGCUGAGUCUGCUCGGCGUUCGCGCAUUGGGGGAGACGGAUUUGAAUCCUGUCAGCGGACUGGGAAAAAUAAGUCAGCUCUUCUUCGCGUGGAUCCAGCCCGGAAACAUCGUCGCCAAUAUCAUCGCCGGAGGUGUAGCUGAGGCAGGUGCUCAACAAGCUGGUGACCUCAUGCAGGAUCUCAAGACUGGCCACCUAAUUAGAGCAUCUCCCCGCGCCCAGUUUUUCGGGCAGCUCAUCGGCUCCUUAUUGUCCAUUCUCGUGACCACGACAGCGUACACGUUGUACACCCGAGCAUAUCAGAUUCCCGGGCCGUCAUUCCCAGCACCGACCGCCUACGUCUGGCUCGGCCUUGCGCGUCUGCUACGCGAUGGGCAACUCCCAGCCAAGAGUAGCGAGUUCAUGCUGGCUUCCGCUAUCAUUUUUGGUUUAGUGGCUGCUCUAAAGGCUUAUGCACAACGUCGGGGCGCGUGGUAUACAAAGUGGAUACCUUCUGGGGUCGCUUUCGCUAUUGGAUUUUUGAACACCCCAUCGUUCUCGCUCGCCCGUCUCAUCGGUGGAAUGGUCGAAUACCUGUACUACAAACGUAUCGGGCGCGAGAACGCCGGCAUUCGGCUCAUCAUUAUCGCCAGUGGCUUUGUGUUGGGAGAGGGGGUGUCCAUGUCGCAAAAGUCUGCCCAGCCUAGCCCAGAAGAAGCGAAACGGCAAGCUCAGCUGGAGGCAAUCGACUUAAAAAAUUAUCUAGCAUACCAGGAUGCCAUGAAUCGGUAUAUAUAUGACACCGCGAAUGGCAAGUUGAAUGUGCCGAAGCGAGAUGAGAUAGCGUGGAAGAGUCUCUGGGAGCACAGCAGCGUCGACGAUGAUGGCCGAGUCGACACAUGA
Messenger RNA from Fibroporia radiculosa, 1968 nucleotides. RefSeq lists its product as uncharacterized. The coding region runs from base 1 to 1968 and encodes 655 amino acids. Gene Ontology annotation, molecular function: oligopeptide transmembrane transporter activity. The transcript is spliced from 11 exons. Lineage: Eukaryota; Fungi; Basidiomycota; Agaricomycetes; Polyporales; Fibroporiaceae. The record is from RefSeq and is a predicted model, not a curated record. Gene Ontology annotation, cellular component: fungal-type vacuole membrane.